AUGUUUCCCUCAUCACUGAUGGAUGAAGUCAUGGCCCAAACAUUCUACCCUGCUGAUGACGAGGUCAGCUUCGAUGCACACUCGAAGCGGGAUGCUCUGUCAAUGUCCCAACCCCUCCAAAGUGACAGUCAACAAGAUAUCGUGGACAGGAACUUAGGCUGUAUCAACAUUGGGAGCGAGAUUGAGGCGAAGACGCGGGGCGCCACAAGACGACGGAUACCAGUCGCAGCAAAGGUUCCCCCAGGACCUGGGUGGCCCUAUCCUGCAAGUGAUAUGGCCUCACGGAUAUACGUGCCUUCCGCAACCCCUUCUAAAAUGGGCGGAUUCCCUAUAAAUCAUUCCAAUCAUCGUGUCUCCUCAUCAUCAAGGGCUUCAGACUACGGAGUGACCCCAGACACUCAGAAUCCCUACGGUCGACAGCCCUUUGGCAUUGACCCUACCAUCAAUUAUGAUGAGGAGUCCUCAAGCCCGUACAAUGUUCAGACAUCUUCCGCCUAUAUUCUGCCAAACUCUCCUCAGGUAUUUAUGCCAGAUUAUUGCCAGCUGGGAUGGAAUUCCAAAAACUGGGCCGCAGUUUUGCCCGGGAGUCGAGCUCCCACCGAAACAAUGUUCUCAGAGAAUGAUGCAGAGAAUUCCCUAAACCAUGCCUAUUCUUAUAUGAACCCCGGACAGGGGCAAACGAAUGGAGCUUCUAGCUUGGGGAUCACCCACGGUUCGCUGGCAUCUUCAGCCCAGGGGACAGAGCGAAUGCUUCCCAACCCCACCAGCCGGAGCAUGCAUUCAGGGAGCAACAGUGGUCCCAUCACAACCACUGACGGGCUACCGUCCGUCCAUACCUAUAAGUCUGGCCACCGUUGGGCUUCCAAAUGCGAACCUCGCACGCCCAUCACACCAGGCUUGAAUAUGCCCUUCAACAGCGGGACAGUGGAUCGAGCAAAAUUGAUUCCAACAAGCGGAAACGAUAUGUCGUUCGGGUUUCUACCAGUCGCGCCAGGCAGUGCAACCUCACCCUUGUCACCUUCGUCCGGAUCUUUUGCCGGCCUAGAAAUUACACCAUGCGCCACCGAGGCAGGCGAUGAAUUCCGUGAAAAUGCGGAUUCUCGAUACAGAGCGUUUUCACGCGACAGUAGGCGGUUGGUGUCACACACGGACUACCGACCAGAUACCUACGGGUACACCAGGCCAGCCUACAGAAACCGAUCAGAGGCGGACGACCCAGGCUCUGAGAGCACACUGAUUAACGGACUACCGUAUACGCGGUCGACGCACUCAGUUAGUCUUCCUCAAACUGAUGAGAAAUCGGUUUUACACACAAUCGCCGCGCAUCCAAACUACGCCGGUCUCUGCUCCCAGUAAUGUGGCGUUUUGAUAGAUCAACAUUGUUGAGGCACGACGUGGGCAUUGUCUGUUUACACUUGAUUUAGGAAGUCGCAUGACAGGUAGGACAAACAAUCGGAUUCGAGAAACUGCAGACAAUUCGCCAAAAAGAAAAACAACAAAGGAAAAGACACAGUCCUGUCAACCUAUAGUCGAUGCAUGAUUUUCCUAAUUUUCUUUCCUUUUUCCUUUUUACUUUUCGUUAGCUCUCCUAUUUACCUAUUCCUCGUGUUCUAAACUUCGUUUUGUCCAUUGGGUAAUCCGAUUUUGUACGGCCGCGGCUUUCUUUCUUAUAGGCGGCGGGAUAAUUAACUAAUACCGGUGCUCAGGCCGCUUGAUUUGAUAUAC
Molecule: messenger RNA, 1725 nt
Organism: Aspergillus nidulans FGSC A4
Lineage: Eukaryota; Fungi; Ascomycota; Eurotiomycetes; Eurotiales; Aspergillaceae
Exons: 2
Coding region: 1-1356 (451 amino acids)
Source: RefSeq, a predicted model, not a curated record